Molecule: messenger RNA, 6188 nt
Organism: Fundulus heteroclitus (mummichog)
Lineage: Eukaryota; Metazoa; Chordata; Actinopteri; Cyprinodontiformes; Fundulidae
Product: T-lymphoma invasion and metastasis-inducing protein 2
Exons: 24
Coding region: 202-4602 (1466 amino acids)
Biological process (GO): positive regulation of axonogenesis; small GTPase-mediated signal transduction; activation of GTPase activity
Cellular component (GO): synapse; membrane
Molecular function (GO): guanyl-nucleotide exchange factor activity; protein binding
Source: RefSeq, a predicted model, not a curated record
GGAGGAGGGGGGGGGGCGUACAAAAGGAAAGUCUGUGUGCCGAGCCUCACAAAGCCCCUCCCUGCCUCUGUUCUCCCCCCACAGAUGAGCCGGGCGAGCGACAGAGCGAGAGAGAGAGAGAGCAGCUGGACGGACGCAGAGCUUCAGCGGAGAGGAGGACGGAGCAUGAAGCGGCAGCUGGAGAUCUGAACACGGGUCGCAAUGGGAAACGCAGACAGUCACAGCAGCGUCGCGCCUCCCGUCAAACCCUGCGGCGCGCUCAGGUUCUCCACCAAGAAGGAGGAGGUGCCGUCCGCCCGCGGCUGGUGGCGGAGCAGCCAUAGCGGCGGGAGGAGCUCCUGGCAUUACCAGUGUGCCGCCGGAGGAGCCUCCAAGCAGAGCGCCGUCCCUCCGGCGUUCAGCCAGGCCGGGUGGACGCCCGCCGGCCGCAGGAGCCCCUUCGGAUUUCAGGGGACCAGCGGGGAUCAGGCGUCCCUGCAGUGCGGCGGCAGUCCCAAGGUUCUGCUCAGCAAAGAUGGCAGCAUGAGGGUGGAGUUCACCAAAGCCAGGGUGCGUCCUGUGGAGUCGCAGGGGCCGCCUCCCUCCGCCGCCGCCGUCCUCCCAGAGUCCUCGCACCGCACCAGCAAGGGCAGCUCGCUCAGCUCCGACGGGUCCUGGUACGACUCGCCGUGGGGCGCCGCCUGCGAGCUGACCGACAGCGUGUUCGUCUGCGGGCAGAGCGUCGACGCCAGCAGCGGCUACAACACCUGCUCCUCCGCCCAGGUGGAGGACGGCUCACCUGGAUUUGGCUCCGCCCUCCUGUUCCCCGCGGCGGAGAACGCCAAAGGCCACAACAGCUGCUCCUCCGGCCGCACCGAGGACAGCGGCAUCGGCGACUCCGUCAUCCUUCAGCCGGACCUCCAUGAACUCGCCUCGCCGUCCGACUUCCGCAGCGGACGCACCCCGCUUCCAGCCUUCCCCACCCCGCCUGGCCCUUUCCCGCAGGAGCCACCAGCGUCCGCCUCAGCGAUGGUCGACCAGCAGGAGGCGCCGUCCUCCGGAGGCGUCGGGGCGCGGUACGCCUCGCACACGCUGCCCAGCCGUAAAGCCGAGCCUGUGAGCGCCGGCUCCUCCGGGAACAACCGCAAAGACUUCCUGAAGAGUCGGAUCCGGCAGCUGAGCGACUGGACGGGCAGUUUGAGCCGCAAGAAGCGGAGGAUCCAGGAGCCGCAAGGCAGCGAAACGUCCGGCGUCUUCGGCGGCGGCGGCGGCCUGAAGGGCAGCGCUCCCUGGACCUCCAACCCGCUCCUCCAGCUGAGCCAGAACCACUGGGACUUCUCCAGGAGCCUGAAUCAGAUCCAGAGCGGCGACGCUCAGCGGCAGAACGUCUACAGGAGCUUCAUGCAGGAGCUGGAGACGGGCGGCACGGCCGAGCCGUCCGAUGAGGAGGAGGAGGAGGACGACGGAGAGGAGGAGAUGGACGAGGAGGCGGGAGGAGAGCUGGAUGCUCUGCUGGAGAAAGAUCAGGGCGUGGUGCGGCGAGCGGGAUGGCUCCACUUCAAAGCUCUCAUCACCGUCAACAAGGACAGGAAGCUGGAGCUCGUCGCCCGCCGGCAGUGGAGGCGCUACUGGGUCACGCUCAAAGGCUGCAGUCUGCUGUUUUACGCCACGUUUGGCCGGAGCGGCGGCGGGGAGCCGGAGCUUUCCCCUCGCUACGCUCUGCUGGCAGACGACAGCAUCGUCCAGGCCGUGCCGGAGCAUCCUCGCCGGGAGCACGUCUUCUGUCUGAGCAACUCGCACGGAGACGUCUACAUGUUCCAGGCCACCAACCAGACGGACCUGGAGAACUGGGUGACUGCCAUCCACUCGGCUAGCGCCGCCCUGCUGGCCAGGCGCCAGGGGAGGGAGGACACGCUGCGGCUGCUGCGCUGCCAGAGCCACUCGCUGCUGCACAAGAUCGACAUGGACGGGAAGAUGAAGAAGAUGGCCGAGCUGCAGCUGUCCAUCAUCAAGGACCAGAAGAACCGGAGGGCGGUGGAGAGCCAGAUCCAGCAGUGGGAGCAGAACCUGGAGAAGCUCAACCUGGAUCUGUUCCGGCUCAGGUGUUACCUGUCCAGCCUGCAGGGCUCCGAGCUGCCGAACCCGAAGAGCCUCCUGGCCGUGGCCAGCCGUCCGGCCAAGAGCACGCUGGGUCGGCUGGGAGUCUUCUCCGUGUCCUCCUUCCACGCUCUGGUGUGCAGCCGGGAGGACGGGACCCUGCGGCGGCGCUGUAGGCCGGUACCAGGAGGAUCAGGCCGGAGGAGAGGGCUGCCGUCGUCCCUGAAGGCGAUAACCAGCCGGAGCCGAGACGAGAAGCGCUCAGAGCACCAGGCUCUCCGCCGUCGCGUCUCUGCGCCGCCCGCCCAGCUCGCUCCUGCUGUCUGCUGGUCAGAGGCCGUGACCUCUGCAUCCAAGCACAGGGAGGUGCUGCCCUCUGCAGGACAUGUGGCGGAACUGCAGCGGCGUGAGGAGCAGCAUCCUUCUACCAGCGCCGUCUUCACCCUGAUCGUCUGUCGACCCAACACGGACCAGGACUUUGGUUUCGCGGUGACGGGUCACGUGGACGGAGCGGGUCAAAGUCACGUGUUCGUCAGUGAGGUUGACCCGCUGGGGCUGUCGGCCAGAGAAGGCCUCCUGGCCGGAGACGAGGUCCUGGCAGUGAACGGGUCGGCUGUGUCCGGACUGGACCUGGACCUCCUACAGACGCUCUUCAAACACCAGAGGCUCCAGCUGCUGCUGAGCAGAGACGAGCGGCCCGACCUGGAGGAGCCCACCGUCGUCUGGCCUGACCCAACCGACCCGGCAGAACUCUGGGUCAAACGCUCGGCUCCCACCGACCUGCACACCUGGACCGCAGAUGCCCCGCCUCCUGCUGGUGGCGACACGCCCAUGACGCCGGUGCAGGACACACCUGAACAGAAUGCAGAACGGGUCUUUUCCCGGUACCAGACCUUCACAGACAGCGGAGCGUCAGACGUGGACGUUCCUACGAACCCGUACAGCAGAGACGGCUGUCUGCAGCCGGCGAGCCCCGCCCACCUCAGCGUUUGUCAGCGCCUGCGGAAAGUCAUCCAGGAGCUGGUCGACACGGAGAAAUCCUACGUCAAGGAUCUGGUGUGUCUGUUCGACCUCUACCUGACGCCGCUGCAGAGCGAGACGUUCCUCAGUAAAGACGAGAUGGAGGCGCUGUUCGGCAGUCUGCCGGAGAUGUUGGACUUCCAGAGAGUUUUCCUCCAGACGCUGGAGGAGAGAAUCGCCGCCUGUCCAGACUUCAGCAGUUUGGAAACGCCUCAACAGUUUAAGAUGCUCCUCUUCUCAUUGGGUGGAUCCUUUCUUUAUUACGCCGACCACUUCAAGCUGUACAGCGGCUUCUGUGCCAACCACAUCAAGGUCCAGAAGGUUCUGGAAAGAGCAAAAACAGACGCGGCCUUCAAGCACUUCCUGGAGACGAGGAAUCCGACCAAUCAACACUCGUCUUCUCUGGAGUCAUUCCUCAUCAAACCUGUUCAGAGAGUCCUGAAGUACCCACUGCUGCUGAGAGAGCUGGUGUCCCUGACUGAUGCCGAGAGCACCGAACACACACACCUGACAGAGGCGCUGAGAGCGAUGGAGAAGGUAGCGAGCCACAUCAAUGAGAUGCAGAAGAUCUACGAGGAUUACGGCUGCGUGUUUGACCAGCUGGUAGCGGAGCAGAGUGGCGCUGACAAACAGGUAACAGAGAUCUCCAUGGGAGAGUUUCUGGUCCACUCGUCGGUGGUCUGGCUGAACCCUCAGCCAUGUCUGCGGCGCCUGAGGAAGGAGCCUCAGCUCACGCUGUUUGUGUUCAAACGAGCCGUCAUCCUGGUCCACCGAGACAACAAGCUGAAGAAGAGGAUGACCAGCUCCCGCUCAGCCGAUCUGGACCCCUUCAGGUUCCGCUGGUUAAUCCCAGUUUCAGCCCUUCAGAUGCGACCGGCCAACAUCCCGGGUUCAGAGGACCUGUGUGUGUGGGAGCUGGUUCACAGCAGGUCGGAGCUGGAGGGUCGACCGGAGACCGUCUUCCAGCUGUGCAGCAGGGAUUUGGAGACCAAGACCGCUUUGCUACGCGCUCUGAGCUCCCUCCUCAAAGACCGAGCUCCUGGCGGCUCUCUGAGGAGAACCAAGCAGUCCACAGCUGAGAGGAGCGGCACCUGGAGGAGGCGGCAUCGACAAGGCUGCUCCGACCUCCAGAGAACCGCCGCUCAUCCGUCAGCGGAGAGCUGCAGACCAGACGGCACCCUGGAGGAAACCUGCUCAGAGCCUCUCCUGCCGCGCCGUGCCGGAUUGUCGGGGGUGAGGCCCCGGCUCUGCUCCCUGACCGGCGAGCUGGAGGCUCAGCUGCAGCGCCUCAACUUCUCCGAGGAGGCUGAAAGGUCGACACAUGGCGUGGACCAGGAGCAGAGGCGCAGCUCGAGUCUGCGACGCGGUGUUGGAGGAGACGGGCUGGACUUCAGCAACUUUGUGGGGAGAGACUUCAGCGUGCAGAGCAUGACAUCCAUGAUCAACGAGGACUGCUUCUACGACCCGGCGCUGGGGAUCCAGACAGACGUUGAGCUGCUGACAUGAGUCCGCGGUCCUGAUGAGGGAACGGGUCGAGCAGGUCCAGCACGUCACUCCUUCAUCUCUUUAGGAUUUCUGCCAGCCUUCUGAUUGGCUGCGACAGGCCUCCCCCUGAUUUAAGCAGAAACCAGCAGACGUUUCCAGGCGCUGAAGCUCAACAAGGUCCUGAAUUCACAGACCAGGAAUUUUCAUCCAACGGGAUCGGAUCUGCUUUGCUUUCCUUUGGUGUGGAAAAAGUUUAACGUCACAUGGAGCGGAGACGAUUGUAAACAGUAAAGAACCCCACAGAUAAACUUGUUUUUAUAGACGACGGAAAUAAUUUAGCCACAAUAAAAUUUUACUGAAUUUAACAAAACAGAAGUUCUGUUGGUGUGAAAAAGAAAAAUCCUCAUAGCCUAAUAUCAACAUACAUUUCUUAAAGAUCUAUUAAAAAUUACAUUUAUAUCAAUAAUAUUUAGUUUUUGUUGUAAAAAUUAUUUUGAAAUUUGAAGCUCGAUUAGAUCUGGCACAAAAAGUACAGAUUUUAAAACUUUCUUUUAAUGUAGUAGUUAAUGAAACCGAAAGUUUUUUCUUCCCGAAGCUGUUCAGCCAUUAACGUCGCAGGUUUUAGCUUCAAUUUUUAUCAACAAAUUUCCCUUGUUAGAAAUUCAUGAUUCGGUUCGUAAAGUGAUAUUGUUAGGAAUAUUUUAUAUUGGUAAAAUAUUAAAGUUUUAGAUAUUUAGCUCCUGUCACAGUUUUUUAUAUGAAAUUAUUUAUUCAUAAAAUAUUUAUCUUUUAUGAUUUUAAAGGGCAAAUAUCAUAAUUUUUACCAUUUUGUUUCUUAUUUUAUUUAACUUAAUUUGCUUAGGAAACCUAAAUCAAAAGCAAUUAAUGAUUUAUUUAUGUUACAGGUUUUUUUUAUUUUAUAUAUGAUGAUAAUUGCACUUCAUGAAAACAUUGCAGAAAUUAAAUUUUAAAAACAAAUGAACCAGAACAGGAAAAUGUAUGUUUUUUUUUUUUUUUUUUACCUCAAAGACAAACUGGAAACCACUUAAACAUUUUUCUUUCUUUCCUGAUUUAUUUAUUUUUUAUCCUGGAAGGUGGAGAUUAAAUGAGAAGCGUAGAGAUGAUGGAGUUGAGCUUCAUUUGGAUCACAGGAAAGCUUUUAUUUUCCCGUUUUUUUUAAUUCACUUAAAUGACUGAACAGAAUCACCAAGUGAAACUAGCUGAAUGCUGGUGUUUGGAUCCAGAAUUUGUUUAAUAUUUUAUAAAUUGCUGUGUUGUAAAUAUCCUUCUGUGUACAGUUUAAGCUCCAGCUGGAAAUAUUCUUUCGACAAAAGCAGUUUCUAGAUGGAAAAAUCCAGAACCGCUGCAUCAUAUUGAAGCUUUUUGUACGUCUGCCACCAUCUCUUAAUGUAUUUAUAUGUUUUUUAUACUGUGUUUAUUUCUACUGAAAGGCGACUGUUUCGUUAUGAAAUGAAAAAUUCAGUUUGUUUGAGGAACUGUCAAAGACUUUGGUAAUUUAUUUUCUUAAAUAUUUGCGUAUUUCUGUAAAUCAGGUGCUGAUAAACACCUGCAAAAUAUUUCAUUAAAGGCGUUUUUGACGCAGCGUU